Psylliodes chrysocephalus is the source of this 3254-nucleotide messenger RNA. Lineage: Eukaryota; Metazoa; Arthropoda; Insecta; Coleoptera; Chrysomelidae. The record is from the annotation of a GenBank genome assembly.
GUUUGAACUAAAACAAACCCACUCUAAAUCACGUGACUUUAAAUGGUGGCCGAUUGGCAAAUAUAAUCAAAUAUAACAACAAAAGUCUAGCCAUCAAAACAUUCAAAAGGACGUAGGCUUUGUCACUGUUUCCCAGCGCCACUUUAGGAACAGCACUGUUAAUUAGAACCCAACAGUGAAUGGCCGAGUGGGGAAUCCUACCAAUUUAUUUUUAAAAGUAAAAAGGGUGUCCUACCUACUGCUGUUUUAACAGUGUUAUGAACCCACUCAAUAUUUUUACACGAAAUUUGGAGGAUGUGACUAUCUAUUAGAAGCAUUACCUUCACUAUCCUAUCUCUACAGCGUACACAUUAAUGUGUUCCAAGGGAUAGGUAGGCAUAGAUCUUUAUGGGUAAGAGCAUUAAAUAUACCUGAAUAUUCUGCCAAGUACACAUGGGUGUGUAGUAAUCAUUUCAACCUGACAAAUUUUGUUGUGAACUUAGGGGCAAAAAAAAUUGAAGGAAGAUGUUGUCCCUAACGAGAGUGAGAGACUUUCUUUGUAUGUUUUACAAAGAGCAGAGUAUUGCUCAUUUUCUACACUAUCAGGACAAGGGACAACUAGUCCAUCUUCUACCCCAACUGCUUCUGAACAUGGAAUGAAGAAUAGUCCAACCUCUACCCCAAUGGCUUCUGAACAUAUAAUGAAGAACAAUCCAGCCUCUACCCUAAUGGCUUCUGAGUAUGGAAUGAAGAACAGUCCAGCCUCUACUCCAACGGCUUCUGAAAAUGGAAUGAAGAACAGUCCAGCUUCUACCCCAACGGCUUCUGAACAUGGAAUGAAUGAUCCAUCUAUUCACCUAGUUGAUUGGGAAACUGUUUUCUCCAGUGGUUCAAUCAAUGAAAAUUCACUCAUGGCUUCUGAACAUGGAAUAAAGAACAGUCCAGCUUCUACCCCAACUACUUCUGAACAUCCAAUGAAAAGCAGUCCAGCCUCUACUCCAACGGCUUCUGAACAUGGAAUAAAGAACAGCCCAUCCUCUACCCAAACUGUUUCUGAAUGUGGAAUGAAUGGUUCAUCUGUUCCACUCUUUGAUUGGGAACCUAUUUUUUCCCGUAGUUCAAUCAAUGAAAAUUCACAUACGGCUUCUGAACAUGAAAUAAAGAACAGUCCACCUUCCACCCCAACUAUUUUUGAAUUUGAACAUGAAACGAACAGUCUAUCCUCUACUACAACUGCUUCUGAACGUGGAAUGAAUAAUGCAUCCCCUACCCCAACUAUUUCAUCAAAUAGUUCAAUCAAUGAAAAUGCACCCAAAGCAAAAAAGCCACCGAGAAAAAAAUUUAACGUUAAUCCUAGAUAUUUAGGAGAUGUAUCAGCUAGUGAUAUGGAGAAUCCUAUGAUUAGCCGCAGAAUUUUAAAACUCAGUAAACAAAAGAUUUUACAACAAAACCGAAAAAUUUGUGCACUACAAACAGAUAACAGAAAAUUAAAACAUAAAGUUCAGAAAUUAAGUGCACUAACUAAACACCUUCAACAGUGUCUUUUUAAAUGUUGGGGUCGCCAUUAGUGAUAAUUAGAAAACAUAAUAUACCAAGUGACUUAUGAAUUACUACCGAACCUGAAUAACUUUUUUGCAAUAAUGACUAUUCAGAAAACAGACUAUUUCUCACAAAACUUAAAGUAUAAAGAAGAAAUAAGAGAUGUGUGGGCAAUCGUGGGCAAAGUAAAUACCUCGAGAAUGCUUUUAUGUUUUUUAUACCAAGAUGGAAAUUGUUAAUAAAAUCAUACACUAUUAAUACGUGCCCAAAGAUUCCGAUCGAUAGCUAUUUGGAAUUGCCCCUAAUAAAGAUUGUUGUUCAUCUUUCUUCAUACACUAAGCACUCAGUUAUUCCUUCUUACCUCAUCUAGAUUAUUUAAUAUCUAUUAAUAAAUUAUGAAAGACUGUUUUCAAUAAUCAUUACAAUAAACAAAAAUGUACUGAAAAAAAUAAUAAUCUGGAACAAGUAUAAGUUUUAUUAUGCACAUGUGUGUAAGAAGCUGUACAAUUCUGAUUAUUUUCUGUAUAAAAUCAUGCACAUACAUUUUCAGAAACUAACCUACAUAAUUAUUGCUAACUAAUAGUAAUUAUUAUUAUUAACUGAAUGAUUGCUGUGGAACAAGUAUAGUCUCCCAAAUUCCCAAAUAUUCAUAAUUGAGACACUUUCGCAAUUCGAAUUGUUUGUAUUUUUAUAAUAUUGUUUUUAUUUAAGACAAAACGUGUUAGAAAUAUUCACCUAUCUAAAUUCAAUACCUAUAACUUGAAUUCAACAUUUAAAUUUAAAAAACAUUAUGCCAUAAAUGCAAAUUGCCUUCAAAUAAAAAAAAAUAUGAAAUGCAAAUAUCACAUGCCCGUUUAGUUUAGAGCAAAUUUAUUUUUAUUAUAAUGCUUAUAAAAGUUAUUAAAAAAAAAACAGAAUCCAAAAUCGUGUUAAAUCGUUAAAAAUUUAGUUUGUUGAUUUUCUCAUAAAUCACCAGAUCUUUACCAAAUUUAUAUAGGACCACCCCUGACAAAAGAAGAAUAAUACAAAUCGGAUAAGGUGGUAAAGAACAUUCAUAAAAAAUUAAGAAUUUGAUGAUUUUCUCAUGGACUCAAUUAUUAGAUCUUGACCAAAUUUAUAUGGGACCACCCCUGAAGUACCCCCUUUCUAAGAAGAAAAAAAAGCCUCAGAAAUUGGACAAUGUGGUAAAGAAUUAUCGGUGAACAUAUUAUGUAAAAAAAAAAUAUUCCGACCAAUUGAGAACCUCCUCAUUUUUUUUGAAGUCGGUUAAAAAAAUAAAGAUGAGGUUCUCAAUUCGUCAGAAUAUUUUUUUUAUGUAUAUUCGGUUGUGCAUCUUUACCACAUCCGAUUUCUAUGAUUAUUAGAAAGGGGUAGUCCCAUAUAAAUUUGGCCAAGAUCUGAUUAUAGGAUCCAUGAGAAAAUCAUCUUCUCUUCCUUUUUGGAGUCGAUUUUAUGAAAUAACUUAUAACUUAAAAUCCUUCCCUCCAUCUAAAUAAAAAAUACAUGUCCAAGUACUCUCGGUUUAAAAAGUUAUUGCCAUAAAAUUAUAUAACAUCCUGUAUAAGUGAAAUAGACUUAAAUGAUCCUCUAAUUACUGUACCUAUACAACUUCCAAAUAUUUUAAUUUACCUUUUCUAAUAACUACACUAAACCAGAACUUAAUUGAGAAACCCUGUGUAAGAAGUAUUUUUAUUGAAUUUUGUAAAUAUUUUCUAAAAUAUUUUGUAUGGUGAUCA